Molecule: messenger RNA, 447 nt
Organism: Hydatigera taeniaeformis
Lineage: Eukaryota; Metazoa; Platyhelminthes; Cestoda; Cyclophyllidea; Taeniidae
Source: the annotation of a GenBank genome assembly
AUGGCUACCAUCCAGUGCAUUUUUAAGACCUCUGGAACUGUUGUUGCAGGUUUCGGUCGCGGUUCUCGGGAGCUUGGUAUUCCCACAGCUAAUUUGGAUGACACUGUCAUCGAAAAUUUGCCUUCGUUAAUGUCAACUGGCGUCUACGCUGGUUGGGCUCAAGUUGGCAAUGGAGACGUGCAUAAGAUGGUGAUGAGUCUUGGUUGGAACCCUUUCUACAAAAAUGAGAAAAAAUCUCUUGAGGUUCACAUACUGCACACAUUCUCGGAGGAUUUCUACGGAAAGCUGCUGACAAUCGUGGUGUUGCGAUACCUUCGACCUGAGCUUGAUUUCGAGUCAAUUGAUGAUCUAAUAAGGACAAUUCACGAAGAUAUCUCUAUGGCGGAGGAAAUUCUGGAUUCGCCGGAAUGCCGUUGUUACUCUACAGAUGAAAUCUUUCAGCACUAA